GUCCAAGUGAAAAUUGGAAACAACGGAAAUCCUAAUUUGCGAUUUGUUCUCCGCCAUUUCCACAAUCGGAAACUCUCUGUAACUCUGUUCACUGCAGGAGACCCUAACCCACUGAAAAUGGUAAGAAAGAAACAGAACUCCAAGAUGGUAUGGCGGAGAAAGGAAGCGCCGCCUCCGCCGCCUCCACCAUGGACAGAGCUUCCGCGGGACUUAAUCGCGAAUAUAUUACAGAGGCUGGAUGUCGAGAUUAUACUGGAGGAUGCGCAGAGAGUGUGCACUACUUGGCGAAGCGUGUGCACGGAUCCUUCCAUGUGGCGAAAAAUCGACUUGUCUUUAAGAAAUGAUUAUUCUGAAUAUGACGCGGGAAUCAUGUGUAAGCACUUGGUCGAUCGUAGCCAGGGGCAAUUGGCUGAUCUUAGGCUUGGUUUUUUCGCCACAGAUGCUCUGCUAGCAUAUAUCGCCGAGAGGUCAGGUCAGCUUCGAUACCUUUCUCUUGAUUCUUGUGAUGAAAUAUCUGGUGAUGGUUUGACUGAAGCUAUUAAAAGGUUUCCUUUGCUUGAGGAGCUACAUCUUUUCCAUUCUGAGUUUCCUUCUGAAUUCAUAGAAACAGUUGGUCAUACCUGCCCAUUGUUGAAAUCCUUUUCCAUUGGAUCUGUUGCAUGGUUUGAUGAUGAUGAGGAUAUUAGAGAUCCGGGAACGGAAAGUAACAAGUUGGCACUUGCUAUCGCCAAAACCAUGCCUGGAUUGCGACAUCUUAGUCUAGUUGGAAAUACACUGACUAAUGAAGGCCUGGUGGCUAUUCUUGAUGGUUGUACUCACUUGGAAUUAUUAGAUCUCCGUGGGUGUCUUGGAGUUAACCUCGAGGGUGAUAUCGGUAUGCGAUGUUCCCAACAGGUCAAAUGUGUGAAGUUGCCCAAGGAGUCCAUUUCGGAUCUUGAAAUGUAUGACAGUGAUGCAUUUGAGGAUUACAGGUCUCUUUUUUCUGGCCAUGACUUCAUGUCAGACUAUGAAGAAGAAUAUUUUCACGAUUACGAGGACGAUGAUGACUUUUCGUUUUUGCCGCUGUGGGCAGCACUAGAUUCGGAUGAUGAAGAUUUCUUAAAUGAAGAUUAUCUGAGGGAUUUGGGGCCGAUUAUGUGACUUUGAGAAGUCCCAAGCUUAAUCCUACGUUUAUCAUGAAGCUCUCUGUUGAAAGUCUUUAACUAGUUUUAGACUUUUAGUUAGUAGGAUGGUGAGACCAUUGAUGGGGUUUUUCUUUAUAUCUCGUCAAUCCUUUGAACUGCUGGCCUGCUGUGCUAGUCAAAGGACUCUUGAUCUUCUCUGUUGCUGGUUUUGGCCUGCUCAUUUUGGAAGGAAUAGGCCUGCUGCUAAAUGCUUUUACUUGCUGUAUUGUAAAUGCACCGUCGUUUUUGCAGUUGUAUUUGUGCUGUAUGUAUGUGCUUCCCAUAUGCUUACUGGCUACUCCCUGUGGUUCUAAUUAUAAGACACAAAUUUGAGCCAUAAAGAGGUUAAUUUGUACUUUAUAAUUAGGACAUUAAGGAAUACUAGUCAUCAAAUUCUCUUUCUACCAGUUACUGUAAACUGUAUGGUAUUGUGACAUUUCCAGAGUUGUGUUUCCUAGGUACGAGUCUUGAGGAUAUAUCUGGGCUGGUAAUGAAAGUUUACAUCUGAUGAUGCUAUUUGACAU
This is a messenger RNA of Oldenlandia corymbosa var. corymbosa, 1687 nucleotides long. The record is from the annotation of a GenBank genome assembly. NCBI's taxonomy places the organism in Eukaryota, Viridiplantae, Streptophyta, Magnoliopsida, Gentianales, Rubiaceae.